Labeo rohita (rohu) is the source of this 1878-nucleotide messenger RNA. Its product is annotated as properdin. NCBI's taxonomy places the organism in Eukaryota, Metazoa, Chordata, Actinopteri, Cypriniformes, Cyprinidae. Bases 311 to 1657 code for a protein of 448 amino acids. The transcript has 11 exons. The record is from RefSeq and is a predicted model, not a curated record.
UGCUCAACAACUGCGCUGAACUGCGGAAGGGGUGGAACUGAAACUAUUUUAUUCUUUUACAAACCAGCAAGUAGUCUUGCAAAAUCUGCAAAAUCAUUUUCCAAUAAGGGAAGCUGGUUAACCUGUUUCACAAUUAAUAAUUCCUGUUUUCAAAAACAACCUCCUAAGGUUUUUGUAAGUCACUGUUGAAGCAGGGUGAAACAAACCACUCGCUACUACUCUAGCUGUCUCUGUCUCUCUAGCUUCCACAGUAAAAGGAAGUGUGUAAGAAUUAUUCAGAAUCAAGCGUUUCUGUCACACCGAUUCAGCCAUGAAUCUGAUCUUGUGGGGGAUUGUGCUUCUCGGGAUUUAUGUCGAGCAAUCAGUUUCACAGAUGGUGGAGUGUUUUUCAUUAUUUGACCUGUCCUCUGGGGAAUGUGGUAAACUUUUGGGUCAGGUUGGAAAACAGGACUGUUGCAUGAACCCCAACUAUGGCUACAAAGAACCAGAUGGCAUUUGUAGGUCCUGUGGGUUGGCGACAUGGUCUGAAUGGACUCCCUGGGGCGAGUGCUCAGUGAGUUGUACAGAGGGAGUCACCCAAAGGGAACGGAUUUGUCAUGGAAUUGGUGAUUGCAAAGACCCUGAAAGGCUAGGAACGAUUCAGACUAAGCCAUGUGUGAAAAAAGAAUGCUGCCCAGUGCAAGGUGGCUGGUCAGAGUGGGGGAACUGGCAGCCAUGUUCAGUCACAUGUGCCAAUGGAAUUAAAAAAAGGCGAAGAACAUGCUCCGAACCCAUUCCACAGUGUGGGGGCUCCUGUAGGGGUGCAGAGGAAGAAACCGCCCCUUGCUUCACUGAAACGAUCUGUCCAACUCACGGUGGGUGGUCCAGCUGGGGAAACUGGGGUCCCUGUCCAGUUACUUGUCUUUAUGAAGGACGUAGUCCUGACAGAGAACUUCGUAGAAGAACAUGCACCAACCCUGCUCCAUCCUUGGCUCCACCUGGCAAUGAUUGCGAGGGCUCCAACACAGACGGCCGCCCUUGCAGCGGACUACCCUUCUGCCCUGUUGAUGGAAACUGGGGCGCUUGGAUAGGUUCCACACCCUGCUCUGUGACGUGUGGCGUAGGCCUGCAGACUCAAAUUCGGGUGUGUGAUUCUCCUAAACCCACACAUGGUGGGAGACAGUGUCGAGGUGAAGAACAAAAAAAUGAUGUUUGCGUCGUUCGUGUCCCCUGUCCAGUAAAUGGGAUAUGGGAUGAAUGGAGUGAGUGGGGUCAAUGUAAACCACCUUCCACUAGAAAAAUCAAUUGCCUUAACAGGGAGGGAAACCGAAGGAGAGAGAGGGACUGUGUUAACAGAGAACACAAUGGAAACUUCUGUGAUGGAGAAGUUGUGCAACAUGGCAGCUGCUAUGACAUUAAUAAAUGUGACAUGGCUGGCAUCUUGUCAGAGUGGAGUGAGUGGAGUUAUUGCAAACCUGACUGUGGGAAAGACUCUAAACGAUCAAGAGAAAGAAAGUGUGUUCCUGACAUCUCUACAUACCGUUCGCAAGACCGCAGUAUUUUUGCGGGGAGGCCGUAUGUUGACUGUAAGAAUGUGGAGCCACAAACAGAGGAAAGACCAUGUAAAAAUGUUCCUGAGUGCAACGAUAAGCUUAAAAGAGCACAGGCGCGAAAAUAGCUGUUGAAGACAAAAGGACCAGUUGCUGUACACGGUAACCUCACAAGCAGCUGGAAGGAUCUCAACAUGCCAAGCUGUUCUGUUAUGAAAUAUGCUGCUAACAGAAAAGUACUUGCUUUAUUAGCCUUAGUUAAAUGGUUGGAUUGAUUGUCGAUUAAUGCACACCUUUGUAAACUGCUUUGCUGCCACAAUAAAGUAUUGAAGUAAUGCCUUAUGUUGUA